Messenger RNA from Didymodactylos carnosus, 1960 nucleotides. NCBI's taxonomy places the organism in Eukaryota, Metazoa, Rotifera, Eurotatoria, Philodinida, Philodinidae. The record is from the annotation of a GenBank genome assembly.
AUGCUUCCACCAGCUCUUUCUGACAAAGAUAAAAUAUAUUUGAGAGAACAGUUUGACAAAAGUCAAGUUCUAUGGCUUUUGGAUGGGUAUGAUGAAAUUGUACAAAAUGUACCAGCACAUCUGCAAUAUUUAUUCGAGCAGUUACUUAACACUCCACACCACAUCUUGACCUCUCGUCCAUACUCAAAUAAAUUAUCAUAUGAUGUGGUAAUGGAAAUUACAGGUUUUACGAAUGAUAAUAUAGGUGAGUAUGUGAAGCAGUUCUUCGAUCAAAUUACAGAUGAAUCAGACAAUGGAUCAUCCACAGGCAAAAACCUAUUGGACUUCUUAAAAUUGAGCACUAACAUUUGGGGCAUUGCACAUAUUCCAGUGAAUCUCGAACUGAUUUGUAGUCUUUGGGCUGACACAGAUUGGUCCAUAACUAGAGAACUCACAAUAACACAGCUAUAUGAUAAGAUUACAGAAUGGCUAUGUCGAAGAUAUUUGGAAAAACAACGAAAUAUUGAAACAAUUCUAAUGACUAAAGAGGAUGUUUAUAAAACUUGCCACAAAGAACUGGCAUUCUUAGAAAGCAUGGCUUUUAACGGAAUGAAAACUAACACUAUAAUUCUACGACCAACAUUGCUGAAAAAAGCAUUAAAGGAUUGUGAGUGCUCAUUACAGGAUCACCCACACUUACUCAAUAUAGGUAUUCUAAAAUCAUUCAACCGUCAGGCUGUUGGUACUAAAAUCGAAACGGACAAAGAUCAUUAUUUUGUUCAUCUGAGUUUUCAGGAAUAUUUCGCUGCACGAUAUUUGGUUGCCGCUCUCGUGGAUCCUCCACGCCCAGAAGCGAUCGAAUUUCUCAAAUGCAACAAGUACAAUCAACGUUUUGGACUAGUGUUUCCUUUUGUAUCUGGUCUUCUGACUGAGAGUAAUUCUGAAUCAUGCAUAACAACAUUCUGGGUCACAAUACUAGGAGAGCCGUUGGAUCUAGUUGGUCUAAGACACAUACAACUAGUUAUUGUUUGUGUUGAGGAGACUGGUGCUAACUCAAAUCUUCGUGGUCGACCCGAGUUGAUCAGUUAUAUAAUAAAGUGGUUAAAAUAUUCUGUGUUUGCCGAAUCGAAUGCAACAAUUAAACAGCUGACAGAGUCAUUGAAAAGGAGCACUUCAUUAGCACAUGAGCCAGCAAUAAUAGACCUACUGAUCCAGCUGCUUCAAAACAAAGAACCAAACGUAAAAGCGAAUGUAUGUUCCUUGAUUUCAAAAUUACCACUUACAAAAACUCAUUCUAAGCUCAUUCAUUCACUGACCACAGCGCUUCGUGAUGAGAAUGACUAUGUUAGACACCGUGCGUGUGACGCUCUCGGGGAAAUGGGUGACAAGGCAGCAACUUCUGAAGUGAUUAGAGCACUACUCAAUGCACUUGGUGAUGAGGAGAUCGGUGUCAGAAUUUCUGCAUGUGACGCUCUCGCGAAAAUGAGUGAUAAAGCAGCAACUUCUGAAGUGAUUAGAGCACUACUCAAUGCACUUGGUGAUGAGGAGGUCGAUGUCAGAAUUUCCGCAUGUGACGCUCUCCAGAAAAUGGGUGACAAAGCAGCAACUUCUGAAGUGAUUAGAGCACUAAUCAAUGCACUUGGUGAUGAGAAUGAGUGUGUCAGAUCUUAUGCAUGUGAAGCUCUCGAGAAAAUGGGUGACAAGGCAGCAACUUCUGAAGUGAUUAGAGCACUAAUCAAUGCACUUGGUGAUGAGGUUGAGCGUGUCAGAUAUUGUGCAUGUGAAGCUGUCUGGGAAAUGGGUGACAAGGCAGCAACUUCUGAAGUGAUUAGAGCACUAAUCAAUGCACUUGGUGAUGAGGUUGAGCGUGUCAGAUCUUAUGCAUGUCUAGCUCUCGGGAGAAUGAGUGACAAAGCAGCAACUUCUGAAGUGAUUAGAGCACUACUGAAUGCACUUGGUGAUGAGAAUGAGUGUGUCAGAU